AUGGUCAUGCGAUGCGAGUCGUUGGAUGAGACUUUGCGGGAGAUCAAAGAGAAAGCGAUGACUUUGCACAAAUUCAAUGAGCUUGCUGACUUUGGCCUCUUUCGAGCGGUGAUCCAUGAUGGGCCGAAUCAUCAAUGUCGAAGACAAGUUGAGGUUGUUGAUGGAUUUUUCAAGCUCGGAGAGCAAGCCCAGGCCAUCAGACAAGGACAGGCGGCUCCUUGGGUUGAACACCUUGGACUUUUCGCGAUCUUGCUGCGCUUGGGACUUCAGGUUGCGGAAAGCCACCAAAAUCUCGUCGAUUGUCUUCUUGCACAGAACAAAGUGCUCAAAGUUCUCGUCCAAGACGGACUUCAACUGGGACGUCUGGCCGCGGAUGCUCUUGUCAAGCAUGUCCAACGAUGCCAUCAACUGGUCGAUUGGUGUAUCAUGAUGUGCCGUCGACAAGAAGGCCAGUGGGCGGAAAGAUUGGGAGGACACCAAGAAUUGGUUCAUCUGUGGAUCCUGCGCCGAAGACACGGCGCCCUUGGCCACAAGCGUCCGCACGAGAUCGGCGCCAGUCAAUGGAUCACGGAAAUCCUCGUCGGUGAACCUGUAGUCGGAGGCAGAAGUGUUUUCGAGGUAGUGUGCCAAGCGCUCGAGCUGGUCCGAGCGAGGCAAUUGAGCCAACGCAGCGGGGUCUGCUCUGGGGCCGCACACGUCUGGGUCGAGUAA
Molecule: messenger RNA, 711 nt
Organism: Clavispora lusitaniae ATCC 42720
Lineage: Eukaryota; Fungi; Ascomycota; Pichiomycetes; Serinales; Metschnikowiaceae
Source: RefSeq, a predicted model, not a curated record